Salvelinus sp. IW2-2015 is the source of this 1307-nucleotide messenger RNA. The record is from RefSeq and is a predicted model, not a curated record. NCBI's taxonomy places the organism in Eukaryota, Metazoa, Chordata, Actinopteri, Salmoniformes, Salmonidae.
CUCUUCUUGUAGGUGGUUGGCUGGAGGCUAACAGAGAUUGGGCAGCCAUCUUGGAUUCCCAGACCGGUGCAGCCAAGGACGCAGGGGACAACAUCACUGAGGAGGCCAGGACCAGAGGUGAUAUAGUGGAGUCUGCAGUCCAUGAGGACCUGCUGAUAUCAGGUGUUGCUGGCGGGAGAGAGUGGACCUCUGAGGCGGCUGGUCACAAACCCUGGCCCUGGAUCAGAACCCUGGAUCAGGAACCAUCGCGCUUCCUUCCCGAUUUGGAACUAGGACCGAACCAUGAGGGACAGAGACUCCACCACCACCACACAGAACACAACCAGUGGACAGGUGGACUGAACAACCUCAGUCCUGGUGGUCAUCAGCGAGAUGGAGCGUCCAGUCAGGUAUCCAGUCUGCAGUCCAGAUCCUUCUCUCCACAGUCUCAGUACAGGGAUGAAGCAGGGCCUGGGGCUGAUAGAGAUAGACCCUCCUGUUCCUAUGAUACAAACAUCACAGUAUCCAUGAUGAACAGAGCAGGUCAUCCUGGGCUUCAGCCUUCAGAGAGAGUGGUGGGAGACCCCUCUGGUGGUAGUCUAUCAGCAAGUCUGUCUUCUCCUUCAGGAUCUCGUCUAAUGCCUAGUGACUGGGUUCAUAGAAGACCUGGGUCUAGCCUUCCUCAGUUACCUCAGGUUUACCACACCAAUACAGACAUGGUCAGGAUGGGUGUUCACCACAAGAGGUACCUAGCCCAUAACACAGAACACAAUCCCAACAACACCCAUACAAUGGCUAGAGGUCAAGGAAGGAGCUCAAAGACUAACCACCUGAGGGUGGUGGCUCCUGCUUCUACCUCUGGUGUCAUUGGCUCACAACGUGGGAGGCCAAGCGUUAGGUCGGACGCAGACAAGCCGCAUGCAUGUCCCACAUGUGGGAAGCGUUUCACUGAGGCGAACUAUGUGAAGAGGCACCAGACUGUUCACACCAAGGAGAGGCCCUUCAAGUGUAAAUUGUGUUACAAGAGCUUUGCCUUCUUGAGUAACCUUAUCAGACAUAAGAGUGUCCACAAUGUGAAGAAAUUGUAGCAAUGUGGCUUGAGAUGUACAAAAGGGGAUAUCUGAGAACCAUUUUUUAGCUAAUAUAAUUAUCAUGUGAAGUGUCUUGGGGCAAGAGGUUAAUUAAUCACAUACCCCUCCUUAACCCUUUGUUAACUGUGUAAAUGCCUGUUUUUAGAGAGACAAUAGCCUAAACCUAGGCUAGAACAUGGACAGUUGAAUAUUUACCGUACUGAGGUGACGUAGACGGAAUAAAGUAAUUAUAUUGUA